This is a messenger RNA of Tachysurus fulvidraco (yellow catfish), 1313 nucleotides long. RefSeq names its product transmembrane reductase CYB561D2 (gene cyb561d2). Bases 100 to 765 code for a protein of 221 amino acids. The transcript is spliced from 4 exons. NCBI's taxonomy places the organism in Eukaryota, Metazoa, Chordata, Actinopteri, Siluriformes, Bagridae. Gene Ontology annotation, molecular function: transmembrane monodehydroascorbate reductase activity. The record is from RefSeq and is a predicted model, not a curated record. Gene Ontology annotation, cellular component: endoplasmic reticulum.
UGUUGUGGAAGUGGUUUGGGACACAGCCUGUUGUUUCCGUCACUUCCCUGAGUGAAUAUGCCGCAGAUAAACUGAGUAAAUAAAUCGGAGUCCGCGAAGAUGCUGCACUCGGAGUCGGAGUCGAGUCCGUAUCGGUUCACCCGCCUGCUGUGUGGAGUUUUUACUCAUUUACUCUGUGCCGCUUUCACCAUGUUUGUGACGUUUGUAGCGAAACCAGGCUCCAGUUUGUUUUCUUGGCAUCCGUUCCUGAUGACGUUGGCGUUCUCGUUCUUCAUGACCGAGGCCGUUCUGCUCUUCUCUCCGUAUUCCUCUCCUGCGCGCAAAUUAAAGCACCAGGUCAAAUCGCGCCUGCACUGGAUCCUGCAAUGUUCCUGCUCAUCCUGCGCGCUGGUCGGACUUGGGACCAUUUUCUACAACAAGCACAUGACGGGGAAGCCGCACUUCUCUACAUGGCACGGGCUGCUGGGCCUCAUCACUGUGUGCGUGGUGCUGCUGCAGUCGGCGGCGGCGCUGCCGCUCAUCUACCACAAACUGGCCAAAGGCUGGUCUCUAGCCAAGCUGAAGCGCUACCACGCCGCCGCAGGACUCGUCACCUACCUCCUGGGCAGCGCGAGUCUGCUGCUGGGUGUCUGCUCUGCCUGGUUCACCUCCAGCGUCGGGGGGACCGCCUGGUACAUCACCGCCCUGUGCCCCGCCCUCUCCGCCCUCACCAUCAUGAGCCAAGUGACUAAUGCCUAUAUGGCCAAAAAACGCCUGCGGUCGUGAAGCAGGAGCGGACACGUCCUAGGAAGACUUGCACGUUGCCAUAGUGAUCAUUUACAGCGUCACAUCGUUCUGUACGUUUACUGAUAAACGUACAGAUACCCUCACCAAGAACAUCUCAGGUAACGCAGAACAUCUGUGAAGGAGACACUAGAGCAGAGGAACUGGAACGCCACCAGAGGACAAAGUGUAACAGCGGGGGUUUGGGUCACGACCCAAAACGCUUUCUACGUUUAUACUUACUGUAGGACGACCCAUCAUGCACCAGUUUAUUUCUCCAUCCUGUAUGUGAUGCGACUGUAAAUGUGCUGAGAGAGAAAACUAAAUAAAGAAGGAAGUUUCAAAUACAACAAGAAAUGCUGAAUUUAUUUUUUUUGUUAAAACAACAUUAAAUAAAUACAAUGUCAUUUUAAUCUCCUGGUCUGUGUGCUAAAUACAAGAGCUGAUGAACGGUGUGUGUGUGUGUGUGUGUGUGAGCUCUCAUCUGGUUCAGUCACAGAUACUGGUCAUAAACACACACCAGAAAACACACACGCAAAAAAAAACAAAAA